AUGGCGUGGGACGACAAACCCGCCACCGAGAUAUCCUACCCGCCCUACUCGCCUUCCCCCUCCGAGAUCGAGGCACACCGCACCAAGAACGCACGCAUCGAGGCGUGGACCAAAGCCCUCCCCGAGCCGCACCCCGGAAGCGGAGCGUCUGUCGGCGCACACUCGGCACAGUGGAGUGACCGCGCACCGUCCAACGCUUCUGGCCCGAGCGCAUCGCGUGACCCACGAUACGCACACCCGUUCGCUGCUGCCGGCCCCGGUGUGCGUCCCCCUCUUCCUCACCCUCCACAGCUCGAGAUUCACCGUCGACCACCACGCGGCACACCCGUUGCGCCGCUUCUCGCCCAGAGCCCGUUGCACGACUACGCUGCAGACUAUGAGCUUCCUCGUGCCGACCACUUGGUCAACCCCGUCCAUGGAGGUCCGACUGGUGGGCCCGGUACAAUGCGCUCCCGCCGCGAGGCGUACUUUGCCGCUGCGCUUGACCUUCCCCUCGACAUGAUCACGGAGGCGUUGCCGAACAAUCUCGAGCGAGAGCUGCACAUGUACCAACACCCUCAGCAGUGGGAGGCGCCGCAACAGCAGCUGCACCCCAGCGACGAGAAGCGCGGCGGGUUCCGCUCCCUCCUUGGCCGGUCCAAGAGCCAGGUCAGCCUGAAGCACUCGGGUCCUCCAUCUGCCUCAUCCAGCGAACGCUCAGCCCGCGGCAUCAGCCUCGAUCCGGCCGCCGCUGCAGGAACGGCCGGCACACUCUCCAAGAUGCGCUCGAUGGACGCCAAGCUCCUCCAGCGUGCGUCCAUGUCUGGCUCGAUGAAUCCCGUGACUGGGAACGGAGGUCAAGGAAUGCAAGAAGGCGCGUGGAGAAACACCCAUGGGCCGGUUCCGGCGCCGGGGCCGGGUCCAAGUGGACCCAACAAUCCGCCCAGCAUGGCCAGGAAUGGCAGCCUCGCGCGCAGCAAGUCGCAGAUCCACACGGCCCACGCCGGUCCCUCCGCUCCACCUGUCUCUUUCCGCAAUGAUCCUGCUCCUGCUGAGAAUGGCGAGCCCGUCGUUCAGCUCACACGCCGUACGUCUUCGCGUGGUGCUCUCGGGCAGAAACCUGUGCGCGGCCAGUCACGCACAUCUUCCCCGCACCACCCGGACGCCACCCAGCAGACGCCAGCGGCUGCGCCUGCCGCACCCGUUGCCACUCCCGGCGUGCUCACGAACAACAACGGACCGCGGGCAAACGGCAAUGCAAUUGGUGCUGUUGAAACGAGGACUUCGGAUCAUAAAAAGGAGAAUGCGCCCGUGAAAGAAACACACACCCGGGAGGCUCGUGCACCCGUCCUACCGAGCAAGGCUGGCCCCGUCAAGCCUUUAGAGGCUCAAACGAGGACCGCGUCCAAAGCGCCACCCGCGCUGCCAACCGUGGUCGUCACGACGCCACCAGAUGAAGGAAGCAAGCGAGUCAAGGCUUCUGUCACAAAGGGGUCGAAGGCAAACACGCCGGCUGGUCUGCCAAAACGCACCUCGAGUAUAUCACGCGCUCAGAAGCCAUCUCGCUCCACAUCCUCGCCUGCUCUUGCUUCAGCUUCAUUACCUUCUGCGCCCGCGCCUGCUACACAUCCGGCACCUCCCGCGCCCCAGUCCAAGUCCCAGCCUCCUUCUCCUUCCCGAGCCUCUGCGCACAGCCCAGGUCCGGCUCAGAAGAAGUCGGUGCCUGCCCCGACUAAGGAGAACAAGCGCUCCGAGCCGGCCGGUGAAGCGUCCAAGCGGCAGCCGAAGAGUAGAGUGUUCUCGUGGCUGCCGUCACGGAAGGCGGUGGAAGGCAAGGAGAACAAGACGAAGGCGCCGGCGUCAAAUUCAUCACGACGCAAGGAUGAUCUGGGACAGUCACAGCCAGCAGUGGUGGCCGCAGGAGGUGCAGCAGCCGGUCAAUCCGCGCAACGAUCCGCCGCUCAACCAGUACUGCAUGGUCAGUCUAAGCAACCUUCCAAUCUGUCUCACCACCAGCCGCCCGCGCCGGCACCCGAAACGCACGUCCACCAUGCUGAAACGAUGAUGCAGCCUCCGCUCGCCUCCGAGUCCGAGCAGAGGUUUUACACGCCUCCUCUGAAUUUGCCUGAGCAGACGCGAGUUCAACAGCAGAACGUUGGCGUCCCACCAUCUGGCUACGAGUGGAUUCCACAACAGCAGCCUCCGAUGGCGACUGGUCAGCUCCCGCCUGGAGCGAUGCCAAUGGCGCCGGCGCCGGCGCCGCAGCCAGCCCAGUACGGCGUUCAGCAAGGCUACCCGCCCCAGCCGGACCCAUAUGCUUACGCAGGUCAACCGCUUCCCGAGAUCCCGGCGCACCCGGCGCAUCCUCCGAUGACGAUGCGGCCGCCAACGGCUCCGGCGUACCCUGCGAUCCCCCAGGCGACUGGCACCGUGCCACCUCCGACUGAGGCAGCGAGGCGGUGGCUCCCGCCCAUGUUCAACGGACCGAGCGCGGAGAGAGGGGAUGAGAGGCAAAAGCGUAUGUCCACACAUGAAGACAACACCAACCUCAAGAAGCAGGUUUCUUCCACUGGCACGGCCACCGAGGACGGCACCAUGUACCGAACGGACCCCACCAGCGUCGUUUCGAUGUCUUUAGUGAGCGGCAAUAUCUCCCAUUCAGCUUCUUUGGCGGACGGCAUGAAGCUCAAUACGCUGGACAUGAGCAAGGUCCAGGAGCGCCUGGCCACGGGCACGACGACCGCGAGCGCCGCGAGCCCGAUCAGCCCCCUCGACCCGCAGGGUAUAUCGACCCCGGCGAAGGACGGCCCCGUCACGCCGCCCCGGAGCGCUACGCAGAUCACACUUGGGUCGGGUUUCACCCCUUUGAGAGUUUCGGAUCUGUUCGGCGGCGCCGGGAGCGAGAGCGACGGAAUGCCGAUGAUGCGGAGCGUGAGCGGGAACAGCGCGAGUGGGAAGAUCGCCGACAGCAACGCCGCGCCGAACGGCGAGAAAGGCGGGAGCGACGGCGCGAGCUCCGCCGCGCCGAGCGACGACACGCGAAAGAACGCCUGCGCGCCUGGCACGCCGAGCAAAGACGCGAGCUCGCCGAGCUCCUCGAGCGCGACUGGCGAGACCGGGGCAGCCGCGCUGACACCGAGCAAGUUCGAUCUGCGCGGCAAGAGCUGGAGCGAGACGGAGCGGUCGUGCCACGAGUCGACGCCGAGCGUGUCCGAGCCGAUCGCGAUCGAGGCCAAAGCUGCCGCAGCUGCCCCCGCGCCCGCCCCCUCCGCCGCCGAAGGACGAGGUCGACGUCCCGGACAUCGGGCCGGACUGGCUCGAGCUGGGUCCGGAGUACGGCCUCGAGGGCCAGGUGUACUUACACCACUGCGGGAGUCUGAGGGUGUUAGAGCGCGUCGUCGAGGAGGACGAGGAGGCCCCGGUGCCGAAACCGAAACCGGUCGCGCCCAAGGUCGUCUGGCAAGCAGACCCGACAGCCCCGCCCCCGCCGCAGAGAACGGGACGACCAAGACGUGGCAGCGGUUCCGCGCAGCCAUCGCCACGGUCUGGGGAGAGGGCUAUGCCCAGGGUCUCGCCGACGCAAGUCAGGUCAAUGGGGCCGGACCACCCCUUCGACAGGCUUCCCGACAUGGACGAGAUGAUGGCGGGCGCAGGCCCGUCUCCAGCCGGGGCAGUGGCGGCGGAAGUCGGACCGCUCGGGGCACUCGGGCUGUCUCUCGGCCCGGCGAUUACCCUCAACACGAACGACACGAGCGGCACGAGCGGAAGCACCGCCUUUUCGGGGAGCGCAGAGGCAGAAAUGACGACUGGCGAGGCACACAGCACACCGUCUCCAGCGCGCCGUCCGCCUCAAGUCAUCGUGAUCGGCGCAGAGACAGAGGGUGGAGAGUCUGGCGCGAGGACGGGUCAGAACAUACCCAGGUCGACGUAAUUUGUCCGCAUCGCUGGUGUAAGGGGUGGAGGGCUGUCGGCGGGCGGUGCAGACACUAG
Molecule: messenger RNA, 3969 nt
Organism: Trichosporon asahii var. asahii CBS 2479
Lineage: Eukaryota; Fungi; Basidiomycota; Tremellomycetes; Trichosporonales; Trichosporonaceae
Exons: 1
Coding region: 1-3969 (1322 amino acids)
Source: RefSeq, a predicted model, not a curated record